CGCUCACGAUCACCGCUCAUUCUCCGGCCGAGAGAGACUGUGGGUUAACGUGUCCCGCCUUUUCGUGAUUUGAAAAUCGAACGUUCAGUGAAACCAUAAACAACAAUGGCAAACCUUGUGCUUCUUGUGCCCGUCCUGCUACUGGCUGUUAUGGUCAAAGAAGGCUCAUCAAUCCGCUGCUGGACAUGCUCCUCGGAACUGGACCCUAUGUGCAAUGACCCGUUCCUGGCGCAGCGCCCCGACGCCGGCUACCGGUUCACGCUGUCCAACUGCGACGCUCACACUGGGGCCACUUACCCGUACCUCACGUCGUCCAAGUCCGCUUGUAAGAAGCACAAGCAGUACGUGAACGGCAUCCUGUCAGUGACUCGAGGCUGCACCUGGAAGCGCUCUGACGACUACAGCAACCAGUGCCCGGCCACCAACAGCGCCAACGAGCGCACAGUCUUCUGUGAGACCUGCGAAUAUGACGGCUGCAACGGAGCCUCCGCCAUCUCCAUGACCAUCGCCCUAAUAGCGGCACCCCUCACACUCAUGCUCUUCAAGUAAAGCAAAGAGGUUAAAAAUAAAAAAGUAAAAACUCCUUAGUACAAAGUGCUGGCAACUUACAGUUUGGGACCAUAGACAAUCUUCAUCACAUGCCCACCGUAAAGCGCUUACGCAGCGCUACUUCAAUCAACGAAUCUUUUUGUGUUGCUGACGAAUUUCGGUAAUUUUGAUGUUUGUUAUUGUUACUUAACCAACAUGUUUUUCAGCUUUAAUCAAACAGCAAACAUUUUUUAAGUAAGAUAGUUGUUAAUGUGCAAAUAAUAUUAGUUGUAAUGGUUAGUUAAUUGUAAUUUUAACAAGUGCACUUAAUUUUUUAUAUUUAUGUAUAAAUCUCUUAUCUACCUAGCGUUUUCACCACAAGAUAUUAAUUUGUGUCUACAUCUUCUACAGCAAUAUUAAUUAUAAACUCUAAUUAAAAUAUUAUAGAAUGUAAUUGGAUUGUAAUAGUUUUAAGUUAAUGUGUUAUCAACGAACAGUACAAUGCAGUUAAAUAUUACACAAAAAUUAACAGCAUUAAAUUUCUAACAAACUUGAAUCUACUUUUCUGACAAGGGUCUGUUUUGUUAAUAUACAUAACUUUAAUUUUGUUGUUAAAUAUUAUAAAAUAUUUGUGUAAAUAUUGGUGCUUAAUAUUUUAAUAAAGACGAUCACCAGUAA
This is a messenger RNA of Plutella xylostella (diamondback moth), 1206 nucleotides long. Its product is annotated as UPAR/Ly6 domain-containing protein crok. NCBI's taxonomy places the organism in Eukaryota, Metazoa, Arthropoda, Insecta, Lepidoptera, Plutellidae. The record is from RefSeq and is a predicted model, not a curated record. Gene Ontology annotation, biological process: regulation of synaptic transmission, cholinergic; sleep; positive regulation of voltage-gated potassium channel activity.